This is a messenger RNA of Toxotes jaculatrix (banded archerfish), 671 nucleotides long. RefSeq names its product sperm acrosome membrane-associated protein 4-like. The transcript is spliced from 3 exons. Lineage: Eukaryota; Metazoa; Chordata; Actinopteri; Toxotidae. The record is from RefSeq and is a predicted model, not a curated record. Bases 129 to 506 code for a protein of 125 amino acids.
GAAAGACAAUAAAAACUGGCUGGAAACUGACCUGGUUUCUUCUAGAAAAUAUCAAGUAAGAGACGACGUUAAGCGCUGAAGAAUCGAGCCUCGAAUAUCUCCUGCUGGUGAGACAGAAACAGUCAGUAAUGUUGAAGCUGGUUUGUCCUCUGCUCCUCCUUUGUUUACUUCCAGCUGUGGUUCCCCUCUUCUGUUACACCUGUGUGUUCCCUGCCAUCUCACCUCUGGACUGCAUCCGAUUUCCUCUGAAGUGUCCACCUGGGCAGCUCUGUCUGUCCAGCAGAGCCGUGGGUCAGAAAGGAGACUUCCGCGUGGUGUUGUACGAGAAGAGCUGCGUCCUGCCCGCCCUGUGUGGAGUCACAGGUGAAAAAUAUGCCAUGGGACUCAACUUCACCUUCACCAAUGAAUGCUGCGACACACACCUGUGCAACAGGGCUGGAACACCUGCUACCCCCUGCUGGACUGGCACACUACUCACACUACUUAUUUCAUACUCAGUUUGGUGAAUAGAAAAUAUUUAAGCGAUGUGAAAGGUUAACACACAUGAAGAGGAGUUACCUUUUCUGCCCUCUAAUAGACUGACACUGUACUCAGUUUCCUUUUCAUAACUGUGCACUAAUCUGGGCUAAACCAUGGUUUGUUUUACCACAAGAGUGGGACAAAAAACUAUA